AUGGCCUUGUUAGAGGAAGAUGUUGGAUUCCACUCCAGCAUACCCGUGCCACUGGAUGUAACUGUGGCUGUGGUCUACUCUGUUUUUGGAGUAUGUUCACUGUUUGGAAACAGCACACUGUUGUACAUCUCCUACAAGAAAAAGCACCUCCUGAAACCUGCAGAGUACUUCAUCAUCAACCUAGCUGUUAGUGACUUGGGCCUGACUUUGUCCCUCUACCCCAUGGCGAUAACUUCAAGCUUCUACCACAGAUGGCUGUAUGGGAAAACAGUGUGCUCCAUAUAUGCUUUUUGUGGCAUGUUGUUUGGCAUCUGCAGUCUGACCACUCUAACCCUGCUGAGCAUGGUGUGCUUUGUGAAAGUAUGUUAUCCGCUCUAUGGGAACAGGUUUAAAUAUGUUCACGGCUGUCUGCUCAUUACCUGUGCUUGGGUGUAUGCGCUGCUGUUUGCCUGCUCCCCGCUGGUCCACUGGGGGAAAUAUGGACCAGAGCCCUACGGUACUGCCUGUUGCAUUGACUGGCGCCUGUCCAAUCAGCACACCACAGCACGCUCCUACACUGUGACACUGUUCAUCUUCUGCUACAUCCUUCCGUGCUGCAUUAUUGUAGCAUCCUACAUAGGCAUUCUGGUCACAGUGCAUGCAUCCCGCAAGAAUAUGGAGCAGCAUACAUCGAGGCUGACACACAUGAACGGCAUCCAGACAAUUAUUGUUAAGCUAAGUGUUGCUGUCUGCAUCAGUUUCUUUGCGGCAUGGAGUCCAUAUGCUGUGGUGUCCAUGUGGGCUGCCUUUGGACACAUUGAAAACAUCCCCCCUCUGGCAUUUACCAUGCCAGCCAUGUUUGCCAAGUCCUCUACCAUCUACAACCCAAUCAUCAACCUAAUGCUGAGGCCAAACUUCCGCAGAGUGAUGUGCAGAGACAUGGGUAGUCUAUGCCACGCCUGUCUAAAGGGCUGCUUCUGCUCCAAGGGACCAGCUAAGUGCUGCUCCAAGCCAGAGAUCAGGGUCAAACUUCACACAAUCCACAAACAGACCAAUCAAUUCCCUUCAUCCAACUCCUUUGCUCAACCUCCUGUAGUAUUAGUAAAGGACCACAGCUGUGAGAAGUGCAAGGAUGCUUUCGAAUGCUUCAGACACUACCCUCAAAUGUGCGGUGUCACUAACUGUGCCAAUGGUGGUGACUCAUCAACACAUAAGCAGAAGACUCAAAGUGUGUGUUGCAAGAAGUCUCCACUGGCCACCAUGUGUGCGAAAAGGACUUCAGAAAUAAACAACUUCAACAUUAAUUUAGAAAUGGUUCCAGGGCAUGCAAAAGUGGCUUGGCCCUGAUAUUUAUCUCAGUUUAUAAUGUUUACACAAUGAGACUAGACAUAUUUUGCAGGUUAUGUUCUUUCAGACGUGAAAUUACUUAAUCUAUAUUUUCAGGGAAUGUGUCAGGGCUACAUGGCUUAACAUCUAUAGUUGUCCACCUGUUCAUUUCCCAGUCAGUAUCAAUGCCAGUCUUUAAGUUCUGGUUCAGAUUGAGACACCUUUGGAACUAUCCAAUCCCCUAGGCUGCAUUUUAUGUGUUGCAGCAACUUAAAUUUCUCUAUAGAUCAAGAUUGUACCACCUCAAACAUUACUUGAAUCAUCUGUCUCAAAUCACUGUAUUACCUUAACACAGCUGGAUGUACGGAAGUGCUCCUUUCAAAUUAGCAUAAAUUUGGCCAAGUUGAUUGGAGAGCAACUUUCAAUGUUUACAAUAAUUUGGAUGCAUCUUGUAUUAACUGUGAGUCUCUUUAAAGCUUUCUCUAUAAAGUA
Micropterus salmoides (largemouth bass) is the source of this 1797-nucleotide messenger RNA. It is a transcript of the gene opn7a, whose product is annotated as opsin 7, group member a. Gene Ontology annotation, cellular component: membrane. Gene Ontology annotation, molecular function: G protein-coupled receptor activity. The record is from RefSeq and is a predicted model, not a curated record. Gene Ontology annotation, biological process: G protein-coupled receptor signaling pathway; visual perception. The transcript has 5 exons. Bases 1 to 1326 code for a protein of 441 amino acids. Lineage: Eukaryota; Metazoa; Chordata; Actinopteri; Centrarchiformes; Centrarchidae.